CCGCGGUCGUUAUGUGGAACGACUAAAGGAGCAUUUUGAUCGUUGUGAGCGCUUAGUGGAACGCACCGAAUAUCGUUCGUUUUUAAUUGAAUAUGGAUCCUGCUAUCUUUCCUGAAGAAAUUUGGAUUAAAAUUUUACUACAUUGCGAUAUACUUGAUAUUAUUACAUUUAGUAGUACCUGUAAAUAUUUAAGAACAAUAUCAAGCAGCGAAUACUUAUGGAAAAUAAAAUGGUUACAGUUAUUAUCGCAAGUUCAGUUUCAGUUACCUAGCAUAAAGCAGUUGCAAUCACAUUCUGUCAAUUUUAAAGGAAUGUGUUAUAGAUUGCAUAUGAUAAUUACAUUAGGUAAAGAUCUGAAAUUUCAAAAGUGUUACUAUUGCUAUGAAUAUACAUGUAAAAGAGAUUGCGAGAAAAUAUUAAAUAGUGAACUUAUAAUUGAAAUAGGGAAUAAAUAUACACGGACAAUGUUUACACGAAGCCUAAUUUCACUGUUCAAGUUUUUUUCUAUUAUUUCUUUCCCAACAAAUUUUAGUAAAAAACAUGAGGAGGAGGAACAAAUAAUUAAUAUACAAAAAUGUAAUAUAGCAGUAAUGUCAAAAAAUAAAAUUAAAGACUAUUACAAACUUAGGAAUGAUUAUUGUACAGACAUCAAAAAAAUUCGGAAUAUACCAAAUAUUGAAAUAUUAAAUCCAGCUAAAGCUUUAUUAAAUAGUGAAAACUUUUUAGUUCUUAAAGUAUUUCUCGAUCGUUUGUUUCAUAAAAUAAGUUCCCCCUUUGAGAUGUUAGGUGCGUCACUCGUGUUUUGUGAGCCAUUAGGCACACAUCCUACAUUAAGGAAGCAACUAUUGCAUUAUUUAUUUCAAGAAGUUAAACUAGCAAGAGUAUGUUUGGUUCCAAAACCUUUAUUAGCAUGUGUUAUGUUGGAUAUAAAAACAUGUAUUGUAGUUGAUAGUGGUGCACUAAGUACUACAGUUGCUGUAGUAAUUAACGGAAGAGUUAUGCCUCAACGAUGGAAAUUAUUACCAAUAGGUGGUUGGCAUGUGGCUUAUCACUUAAAACAAGCUAUGCGCAGAAAACCAAAAGAAUAUCAUCAAAUUCCAUUAUUAUGCCUUGAUUUUGUAGCUAUAAAAAACAAAUGUAGAUUGAGUUAUGAUAUUAAAAACGAGGAAAGAGAAGGAGGACAGAAAAUAAACGAAUACAUUAAUCUUAGAGCUAACGGCUUUUUUGAAUUUGAGAAAUUUAAGCCCAUCAUGCCUAAAGAAAAAAUUAAGCCCAUCUAUCAAAAAAUUUCAUUAGGUUCAGAAUUAUAUAUUGCACCUGAAAUGAUGUACGUUAGCCUUGGAUUACCAAAAGUAAUAAAAGAAGUUACAUCCGGUUUGUCGGAAGAUAUUAUGCACGAUUGCUUUUCGCAUAUUAUGCUUUAUGGAGGUAAUACAUCUCUAUCUGGUUUUAAAUUGAGAUUAAUUAAGGAUUUGCGAGAACUGUUCCCUGAAUAUAGUGAAAUUUUGGAAGUACAAAAUUGUCAUAGUGAUGAUACUGAUGAUUCGAUAUAUUAUGAAUAUCUGUCAUCAUAUAUAUCUUUAACUAUGCACUCAGAUAAAACACCACCCGAAUAUGUAGAAGGUUAUCCUUAUUGGUUAUCACGAGAGGAAUAUAUAUUGUUUGGAUGUGAUUCAUUAGGAUAAUAAGCACGAUAAUAAGUAUAUUUGUAAAUGAAUGUGUUGUAAAAUGCAUAGAGAAAAAGUUAUAGUAUUAAAUUUUUAUUUACAUCAG
Molecule: messenger RNA, 1773 nt
Organism: Polistes canadensis
Lineage: Eukaryota; Metazoa; Arthropoda; Insecta; Hymenoptera; Vespidae
Exons: 6
Coding region: 93-1685 (530 amino acids)
Molecular function (GO): protein binding
Source: RefSeq, a predicted model, not a curated record